This is a messenger RNA of Chenopodium quinoa (quinoa), 868 nucleotides long. RefSeq names its product expansin-A23-like. The record is from RefSeq and is a predicted model, not a curated record. Lineage: Eukaryota; Viridiplantae; Streptophyta; Magnoliopsida; Caryophyllales; Amaranthaceae. The transcript has 2 exons. Gene Ontology annotation, biological process: plant-type cell wall organization. Gene Ontology annotation, cellular component: extracellular region. The coding region runs from base 1 to 777 and encodes 258 amino acids.
AUGGGUGAUUCUCAAUUAUUAGCUGGUUAUUAUGUAGUAAUAUUAGGGCUAAUUUUUGUUACAACUAAGGGAUCAAAUGAUAUCAAUCAUGGUGGACAUGGCUGGCAUUUCGCUCAUGCAACGUUUUAUGGUGAUAUUAACGGCGGCGAUACCAUGUAUGGUGCAUGUGGGUACGGUGACCUAUUCAAGCAAGGUUAUGGUCUAGAAACAGCAGCACUAAGUACAGCACUCUUCAACGAUGGAGCUGCUUGCGGAGCGUGCUUCCAAAUAACUUGCAUAGACUCAAAAUGGUGUAAGCAAGGGGCUCGUCCAAUUCGAGUAACGGCCACUAACUUUUGCCCUCCAUGGUAUGAAGAAACACCGCAAGCAUGGUGCAAUCCACCACGAAAACAUUUCGAUUUAUCGAUGCCUAUGUUCCUAAAGAUUGCGGAGUACAAAGGCGGUAUUGUUCCGGUUCUUUAUAGAAAGGUGAAAUGCCAUAAGAAAGGAGGUGUUAAGUUUGAGCUUAAAGGAAAUUCAUAUUGGUUGAUGGUUUUGGUUUAUAAUGCUGGUGGUGUAGGGGAUGUUGCUGGGGUGAAUAUUAAAGGAUCAAAAACAAGUUGGACACAAAUGACCCGUAAUUGGGGGCAAAAUUGGCAAACUUGGACGAGGUUGGAUGGUCAAAGUCUCUCAUUUCAAGUGUCUACUAGUAAUGGUAAGACUUUUCAAUUUAACGAAGUGGUACCAGCUGAUUGGCAAAUAGGUCGUACAUAUGAGAGUAGAAAAAAUAUGCAUUAGUUAACAAUUGUGUUUAGUUGGAAGAUUAAUGGCUAAUAGAUUGAAACUUUUAGUUUAAAUAUAGUCAUAGUUGUUUGUUAUUGGAAAAUUA